AUGCGCGUUGCUGUGGCUGGCUCUGGUGCAAUGGCCAGAUAUAUUUGCGAUGAGUUUCCGAAGUAUGGACACGAAGUGGUCCUACUCAGCCGUACAAACAAAGAAGUCUUCCAGAAUUGGAACCGGGUUACUCAGGUGGUAACUGAUUAUUCGGUUUCUUCACUAACCGACGCCAUACUGGACUGCGACGUGCUUAUCUCUAUGAUUCUAUCGUACACCGAAGAGUUUAUCGACGUCCACCUCAACCUUAUCAAAGCUUGUCAGGCCAGUCCACGAUGCAAACGAUUCAUUCCCUCGGAAUAUGGGGGUGACCUUGAGAGAUAUCCUGAUGUUCCUCUCUUUUAUUAUCUGACUCGAGAUCCUAUUCGAAAGGCUCUGCAGGAUCAAAAGGAGAUCGAAUGGACGCUAGUCAGUGUUGGAUGGCUGGUGGAUUACGUUGUACCUCAACAAAAUCGAUACCUUACGGAUGCCGGGGAAGCGUUUCCCAUUGAUAUCACAUCCAAAAAGAUUACCAUUCCCGGCACUGGGAAUGAUCCAGUGGACGUUACUGCAGCCCGCGACUUGGCAAGAGCCCUAGCUCUUCUCAUCAGCAAGUCCUCAUGGGAACCAUAUACUUACAUUUCCGGCGAGAAAACCACAUGGAAUGAGCUUGCUAAGUUGGUGCAACAACAGUACGAGGAAAUGAAGGAUAUCCAGCAUAUUGGCUUAGGCCAGAUACUACAUACGAUUCAGUCAUCAAAUAAUGAGGUGGAUGUCUUAAUGUCUCAUUACAAACUCAUUGUUCCUCUACGAGCCUGUUCCCUGGACCCCAAGAAGGUCGAGGCUCAUCGGCAGAAAUUCUUCUCUGGAAUGACUUUCAGGAAGCCCCAUGAGCUUAUCGAAGAAGCGCGUCAGGAUCCCAACAGAAUUGUCUAA
Molecule: messenger RNA, 915 nt
Organism: Aspergillus caelatus
Lineage: Eukaryota; Fungi; Ascomycota; Eurotiomycetes; Eurotiales; Aspergillaceae
Exons: 1
Coding region: 1-915 (304 amino acids)
Source: RefSeq, a predicted model, not a curated record